UAAAAUAACAGCUCAUCAACUCACCCCGCACUUCAUUCUGCAUCGAUGGCUCUACCUAGCGUAUCACACAGAUCCAUCACGUUCCUUUCCCUUUUCCUCUUUCUCUCUUCAUCCCUAAUCCCUAUUUCUCAUGCGGCAACGGACACCUUGAGGCCGGGCGAAUCUCUAAGCGAUGCCGACGCCCAAACCCUCGUCUCCGCCCGGAACGUGUUUGUGCUGGGCUUCUUCAGCCCCGGCAACUCAUCCACCAACCGCUACGUCGGCAUCUGGUACCACCCCAACGUUUCUGUCAGUCCGGAGGUCGUCUGGGUGGCCAACCGCCGCCGCCCCAUCCGCGGCUCCGGCGGUCGCAUCACGCUCUCCCAGUCAGGCGACCUAACGGUGCUCGACGGGGCGAGCAACCUCAUUUGGUCCGCGGGUGCGUCCGUCCGACCAAACUCGACCUUGCAGCUGCUGGACGAAGGAAAUCUGGUGAUCCAAACGGUCGGCGGCGGGGCGGUGACGUGGCAGAGUUUCGACUACCCGUCGGACACGUUCCUCCCCGGGAUGCGGGUGGGGCUCAACGCGACGACGGGCGAGCCGCAGCUGUUCACGUCGUGGGCGAGCCCCGAUGACCCGGCGCCGGGGAAGUACUCGAUGGGCAUCGAUCCGCAGGGCUCGGCCCAGAUCUUCAUAUGGGAAGAGAUCGGCAGCCAGCGGGUGCGGAGGUGGCGGUCGGGGGAGUGGAACGGGCACAAGUUCAUCGGGACAGUGAUGCGGGCGCUGUACAACUACGGUUUCUCCUACAACACGGAGGGCGUAUACUUCACCUACACGCCGCACAACGCGUCGCUGCUGCGGUUCGUGAUGCAGUGGGAUGGGUUGGAGCGGACAUGGAUGCAGUCGCCGGAGACGAGGCAGUGGAAGGCGGUCUGGGAGCAGCCAAGCGACGAGUGUGAAGUGUACGACAAGUGCGGCGCCUACGGAAGUUGCUUUCUGGACAGCCAGCGGCGGCCGAGAUGCCAGUGCUUGCGUGGGUUCGAGCCCCGGUUUGCAGACGAGUGGGCCGCCAGCAAUUGGACCGGGGGUUGUGUGCGACGGGUACAAUUAGCGUGCAACAAUACCGGUAACAACACUGGACCGGAUGGGUUCUGGAGAAUGGACCGGGUUAAGCUGCCGGACCACGCGAUCUGGUCCAGGAACACAGCGAGCGAGGUUGAUUGCCGGAAGGCGUGCUCGAGCAACUGCUCGUGCCUAGCCUACGUCUACGGCGAAGCUGAUAUCUCGUGCAUGAUGUGGACGACUGAUCUGGUCGACAUUUACCAAUCUACCGUUUUCGACUACGAUCUCAAUAUCAAGCUCGCCGCUUCUGAAUUGGGCAACAAAAGCAAGUCAAUCAGAACAAUAGCGCUGAUUGCAUCUAUGUCAGCUUUGGCGUCUCUCUUCAUUGUAUGUGGCUGUUUAUUAUGGAAAUAUAAUGCAAGAAGAAAAGUGAAUCAAAGACAAAAAGAGAAUUUAAUGGCUAGUUCACAGUUGAGUGGAGGACUAGUAUCGGAUUUUUCUAGCUCGAGCUAUCAUGUAGAAGAAAAGCAAGAAGGAAAAAAUUCAGAUCUGCCUGUUUAUACAUUUGACGCUAUCCAAAUUGCGACAAACUAUUUUUGCGAGUUAAACAAGCUUGGAGAGGGUGGCUUUGGCUACGUUUAUAAGGGUGUGUUGCCUGGAGGUCAAGAAGUGGCAGUGAAGAGGCUUUCAAGAAGUUCAGGGCAGGGCUUGGAGGAAUUCAAGAAUGAAGUCAUUCUCAUCUCUAAAUUGCAGCACAGGAACUUGGUUAGAUUGCUCGGUUGCUGCAUUCAAGCCCAUGAAAAAAUUCUCAUCUAUGAGUAUCUCCCAAACAAAAGCCUAGAUGCCAUCCUUUUUGAUCCUUUAAAGAAAGAUGUACUAGACUGGAAUAGAAGGUUCAACAUCAUAGAAGGCAUUGCUCGUGGUCUUCUUUAUCUUCACAGGGAUUCAAGGUUGCGGAUCAUUCAUCGUGAUUUGAAAGUUAGUAAUAUCUUGCUUGAUGAAAACAUGAACCCUAAAAUAUCAGACUUUGGCAUGGCAAGAAUCUUUGGAGGUGAUGAAAAUGAGUGCAACACCAAUCGUGUGGUUGGCACAUUCGGCUACAUGUCUCCUGAGUAUGCAAUGGAAGGAUUAUUCUCGAUGAAAUCUGAUGUUUAUAGCUUUGGAAUUCUCAUCAUGGAGAUCAUCAUCGGUCAAAGAAAUAGUAGUUUUCGUCACAUGGAGAAUAAUGUCAGCAUUGUAAGAUAUGCUUGGACGAUGUGGAACGAGGAAAAAAUAGCUGAACUAGUAGAUCCGAUGAUUGGAUUACCAUCCACAAUCAACCAAGUAAAGAGAUGUGUACAUAUAGCAUUAUUGUGUGUUCAAGAUCGAGUGAUUGAUCGACCUGAUGUCGAUAACAUCAUUCGGAUGAUGGACAAUGAAACAAGUGUUCUGCCCAUGCCAAAACAACCCAUGUUUGUAGUAGAGAGAAGCCCAAGUGAGACAGAGUCUACAACCAUCAAAUAUGGAUCCUUCUCCAAUUCUGAUGUUACCGUCACAGUGCUAACAGGAAGAUAAAUUGAAUGGUAUAUAAACUUAUUCUUACAUACAAGCAUCGAGUAUAUAACUCCAUUGUUUUUGUUUCAUGCAUCUUCACGGUAUAUUAGAUUCAAAAUGUAGUUGGUCUGAAAUAUAGUUGGGAUGAAUUAAAUAUGGCUUGAUGGUGAUGAUAUAUCUUCAUGAUAUUUGGGAAAUUUUGUAAUUCUUAGUUUUUUUGUUCUCAAUUUUUGUGAUAUAGAUACCUGAAAAUGUGAAAUCUAUUAUUGAGAAAUUGAAAAUAGAUACAAAACUUGUGUGAUUAUUACU
Messenger RNA from Zingiber officinale, 2883 nucleotides. RefSeq names its product G-type lectin S-receptor-like serine/threonine-protein kinase B120. Bases 46 to 2595 code for a protein of 849 amino acids. The record is from RefSeq and is a predicted model, not a curated record. Gene Ontology annotation, biological process: protein phosphorylation; recognition of pollen. NCBI's taxonomy places the organism in Eukaryota, Viridiplantae, Streptophyta, Magnoliopsida, Zingiberales, Zingiberaceae. Gene Ontology annotation, molecular function: ATP binding; protein serine/threonine kinase activity. The transcript has 7 exons.